Messenger RNA from Electrophorus electricus (electric eel), 2346 nucleotides. The record is from RefSeq and is a predicted model, not a curated record. Lineage: Eukaryota; Metazoa; Chordata; Actinopteri; Gymnotiformes; Gymnotidae.
UAGACAACUGCCGCGCAGCACGAGCUUCGCUCUCGGUUUAGAGGUAGCAGUGCAGACUAAACACUAACCGGGUCUCGGAUUAGACGAUAUAAGAGUUGGCAAAAUGGAAACCAUCGACUAGUUCAGUGUACACUUUUCAAUGAACUGCGCACGAGUAUGCAUUUUUUGGACGUUGUGUAGAGUUCUGCGUGUGAUCAGUGCGUUUGCCUUAGCUGCAUUUCGUAAUCAUGAAGUUGUUUAACUUCUCACUGAAAGAUGUCACAACGAGGAUAGAAUAUUAUUCCAGGUUCUCGCCCUCACCGAUGUCCAUUAAACAGUUUUUGGAUUUCGGUAGAGAGAAUGCAUGUGAGAAGACCUCCUACAUGUUUCUGAGGAAAGAACUGCCAGUUCGACUGGCAAAUACGAUGAGAGAAAUCACUCUGUUGCCUGGCAACCUGCUAAGUCAGCCGUCUGUCCAACUGGUCCAGACCUGGUACAGUCAGAGCUUCGCGGAGCUAUUAGAGUAUGAAAACCAGUGUCCAGAGGAUCCUCGCACCCUAAACAAUUUCCUAGACACCCUUAUCCAGAUUCGGAACAGACACAAUGAUGUAGUUCCUACCAUGGCCCAGGGAGUGAUUGAGUACAAGGAGAAGUUUGGCUUCGAUCCUUUCAUUAGCAGCAAUGUACAGUACUUCCUGGAUCGCUUCUACACCAGCCGCAUCUCCUUCCGUAUGCUGAUCAACCAGCACACUCUCCUCUUCGGCGAUGGCAUCAAUCCGGCCCACCCAAAACACAUUGGGGGUAUUGACCCAACAUGCAAUGUGGUUGAGGUGGUGAGAGAUGCUUAUGAGACAGCAAAGAUUCUCUGUGAGCAGUACUACAUGUUGUCACCUGAACUACAGAUUCAUGAAUUCAACACCAAGAACCCAUCUAGGCCCAUCCAGGUGGUUUAUGUGCCAUCACAUUUGUUCCACAUGCUGUUUGAGCUCUUCAAGAACUCAAUGCGAGCAAUGGUGGAACUCCAUGAGAACAGCAGGGAGGGACUCCCCCCUGUGAAAGCACUUGUGACUCUGGGAAAAGAAGAUCUGUCCAUAAAGAUUAGUGAUCGAGGUGGCGGGGUCCCCUUGAGAAAGAUUGACCGCCUCUUCAACUACAUGUACUCCACUGCUCCCACUCCAACACUGAAUCCCUCACAAGCUGCUGCACCACUGGCUGGUUUUGGUUAUGGCUUGCCUAUCUCCAGACUGUAUGCACGAUACUUCCAGGGAAACCUGAACCUUUAUUCUCUGGAGGGUGUGGGAACUCAUGCAGUCAUUUAUCUGAAGGCUUUGUCCAGUGAGUCUUUCGAGAGACUUCCCGUGUUCAACAUGUCAGCAUGGAGACAUUACCAACUGGGCCCAGAAGCCGAUGACUGGAGCAACCCCAGCAGUGACCCACGGGACGUGUCUACAUUCAAAGCCAACACAUAGCCCGGCCAUGUAGACCAAGUAGCUACGAUACCAACACAGGACUACAAAUGUUUUUUGCCAGCUUGGUGCUACCUGUGCGAAGCCUAGUCUACACUAACAUGGGUAAAUUAGUAAAUAGCAUUUUUUUUUUUUUGGCUACACUUGCAUUUUAAGUGUAUCGUCUAAACGUUCCCCAUCCACAAUUAGAAUGUAAAGCAAUGUUGAGCAUGUGUGAGUGACCUAUGGCUCCUUUGUCAUUACCACCAUGGUUCUUUGUUUACAUGCUGUAGUUGUGUGCCACACAGCAGCCAACAUGUAGAGAAAAUGGCUAGAAAAAAGACAGACAGCUUCUUUGUCUACACAAAGUCAAGUAACAAAAUCAAAUAGCUAAACAUGAAAUUAAAAUACUUACUGCAGUAAAAAGAGUGACAACAGGUUCAUCCAUUUGGAACUGUGGAAGUCGCAACCUUAUGUCAGUGUUUUCUAAAAGCCAUGUAUUCUCUUAUCCACACUCCAACACCAAGCUGCAUUUUUAUUUUCUCCACUUUGGAGACUGGAUAUGAAAAUAUUUUUCAGUGAUGGAUGUUUUAGCAUGAAUGAAUGGGCAAAACAUAUAAAAACAGGUGGGUUUACAAGUUUAACCAUAUUAGUGUGCACCAAGCUUGAAUCUAAAGCAAGUUGUAAUCAAAUAGCUUUUCAAAUGUUGCCUCUUGGUCUGGUAUUUAAUAGGUUGACCCAUGGAUUUUUAAAAAUACUGUGUUCUGUUUUUUAGUUGCUAAAAUAUCAGGGUAAAUUAUUUUUUAUGGCUUAAAUAGUUAUUUGUGAUAUGUUUACAGCAUGAUUUUUAUAUCUAGUCACAUGCUGUUAAAAUAUGUCUUGACAUGCUGUAUGUAGUCACAUACUGUUAAUGGCUACACUU